AAUAAUAAAAUAAAAUAAAAUAAAAAAAUAGUAGGCUUGGGCUCCUCUCCUUCCCUAAACCCAGCAGCCACCACCAUUGUUGUUGUUGUUGUUGUUGAUAGAGCCCGAACUCUCCAAAUCUGGUAACUUACCAAAAACAAUUACACAAACUACUUUCCUUUCUAUUAGGGAACAAAAAUACAAAAAAGGAAAAAAAAUAAAAAAUGAAAAAAGGAAACCUAAAGGUUGAGCCAAAAAAAUAAAAGAAUCCCUUACUUUCCUUUUUCUUGCUAGUUUAAAACCCUACCUAUUUCUCUGUUUUUUUUUUUUAUUAUUUCUCCAACUCUGAUACAGGUGACUGACUGCAUUGUUUCUUGAGGUGCAUGUCUCAUUGGAAUUCCAAGAGGUUUACUUGCGAGAGUUUGCUGUCAAAAUACAACCUCUGUCUUGUUCAUCACAUUGACACUUUUAAGAUUGCACCUUUAUUUGUACCUUAGUUCUUAGAAGGCGCAUAAACAGUUUUGUCAGAUUGAUCAAGCUAAUGUCUGGAGGGCCUAUGGCGAUCGUCAAACCAGAGAUGAAGUCAUACAUCUGGCUCCAAACUGCUGAUGGUUCAAUCCAACAAGUGGAGGAAGAGGUUGCCAUGUUAUGCCCUUUGAUAUACAAGGAAUUAAUUCAUAACGGCAUGGGAUCAUCAAAAAAUUGUGCAAUAUUACUUCCUGAACGAGUCAACCCUGCUAACUUAGGAUUAAUAUUGGAAUUUUGUCGGUUCCAUCAAGUUUCCGGCCGUUCUAAUAAGGAGCGCAAGAAAUAUGAUGAGAAGUUCGUUCGGUUAGAUACCAAGAUGUUAUGUGAUUUGGCUUCUGCUGCUGACAGCCUUCAGCUAAGGCCUGUGGUUGACCUUACGAGCCGCGCACUUGCUCGGAUUAUUGAAGGCAAAACUCCUGAGGAAAUACGUGAAACUUUCCAUUUGCCUGAUGAUCUAACAGAGGAGGAGAAGUUGGAGCCUUUGAAAAAUAUUACGGAUGAUCCACGUAUCCGUCUUCUAAAUCGACUCUAUGCAAGAAAAAGGAAAGCAUUACAUAAAAAAGAGAAACUAAAGAAUGUUGAGGUAGUAGAAGAAGAGCACCGAGUAGAUGAAAGAUCAGUUGAUGAUCUUUUGUCAUUCAUAAAUAGUGGAGAUCAAGACUCAAAGGGCGUAAAAGUAACAAAAAAUAAAAAGAAAUCUCGAGGGAGAAAAGAACAAGGUAGAAAUUCAUCUUCAAAUAGUGAAGCUGGAAACUACAAUAAGGAAUCUAAUUGCCUUACAUCUGGCACCAGCGUUGGGUCUUCUCCAAGUAGAAAUUCUAAGCUGCAAAACUCGCCAUCUGAAUUGUUUUCAUCUAAGUUCGACUUGGAUGACUUUGAUAUUGAUGAUGAGUUAGAUCCAGCAAGGCAGGAAGAAAUUGAUAGGGAGGUUGAGGAUUUUGCUCGGAGACUAAACUCUGUUUGGCCAGAAAGGAUACAACAGAUUUUGUCUUUGGGUCAGGAGAGGAAGCGGCUUGGACCAAUUUCCAUGAAUGGAAAUGGUUCCUUGAAGAGAUGUACCGCAGGUGUGGACCGGGGAUAGUGGUUGAAAUGGUAGCUAAUGCUUUUUUAGAUUCAGAUUGAGUUUAACAACACCAGCUUGGCCGUCUCUGCUGUUGCAACGAAGACUGGUAAUGUUUCAGUGUCCAUUGCAUGUAAAGUUCUUCCCUCAUGUCAAGCUGCUGCCAAAAGCAAGUUCAUGUCUCUGGAUACGCCAGGUGCUCAAAGUGUAGGGGAAUAUCAGAAUAGGAAGGGAGUUUUCGAUGUUUGAUAUUUAUGGCAAUUUGAAUUGCAUUUGCCAUGCAUUUCAAAACACUGAGAUACAGUUUCCAGUUUUGCAUUAGAUUCUAACUUUCUUUAAACCAUGGUUUUGAUAUUCUCUCUUCUCUUAAUUUAGUUCAAAUGGUUGUAACUAUCCUCUCUUUUCUUUGUCUUGUUUCAUUUUUUCAUUUAAAUUUGCUUCUUUUUCCCCCCAUCAUAAAAGGAAUGUAUAAUGACCAUUCCCCUCCCAUGAAAUUGCUUUUUACCUCUUAUGGGAUUUGAAUCAUUGUGUAAUGAAGUCAACUUGACAAACACCAGUGUAUAUUAUGUACAAAAUACAAAUUGUGCUUCUGUUU
Messenger RNA from Capsicum annuum, 2162 nucleotides. Its product is annotated as SKP1-like protein 21. The transcript is spliced from 10 exons. Bases 521 to 1588 code for a protein of 355 amino acids. Gene Ontology annotation, molecular function: cullin family protein binding. Gene Ontology annotation, cellular component: nucleus; cytoplasm. Gene Ontology annotation, biological process: SCF-dependent proteasomal ubiquitin-dependent protein catabolic process. NCBI's taxonomy places the organism in Eukaryota, Viridiplantae, Streptophyta, Magnoliopsida, Solanales, Solanaceae. The record is from RefSeq and is a predicted model, not a curated record.